AUGUCAAAGAUCAAAGGAAAAAGGGAGACCUCGUCCAGCAAAGUGUCUAUAUCGGAUCGUCACGCAAAAAAUGGAGUCUCCGCGACCGCAUCCACCGAGAGUUUAGGAGGCUCAUGGAAAAGUAAAUUCCCCAUUUGGCCUGAAUGGAACGAAGCAGAUAUCAACAAGGAAAAGUGGGACUCCAGUAAAAGCGAGGAUGGAAAACCAUCAAAAGGAUCGACUGCAAAUGUGCAUCCAUUCUUUGAAGAUCCAGAAGGUAAAGUUCCCCUUCCUAUGGUUCUGAGGGUGCACUCUUGGAAACGACCAAACGAGUUCAUAACCAACACCAAGAUGCCAAGUGUGAUUGAAAAUCAAAGUACCUUUGACCUGCUGUCCCCCAAUGAACAUUUGAUGUGCAGUGAGCUGAUCAGAUGGAUCAUCAGUGAGAUCUAUAUACUCUGGGCCCACAGUAAGAGUAUGUCUCCUGAACAAUGCACAUGGAAGCCCUGGGAGCACAUCUACUCUCUCUGCAAGGUCAUAAAGGGUCAUGUUCCACUCUACAAUAACUACGGCAAAUAUGUGGUCAAACUCUACUGGAUGGGCUGUUGGAGGAGGGUUACAGUGGAUGAUUCAAUGCCUUUUGAUGAAAGCAAUAAGCUGCUGCUCCCUGCCUCCACAUGUCCAUCAGAACUCUGGCCAAUGCUGUUAGCCAAAGCCCUGAUUAAACUGGCUAACACAAAUCCUCUUUCAGAGACUAGUGGAGAGGUGGGAGAAUUCACCUUUAUACCUGCACUCACUGGAUGGGUCCCAGAAAUCAGUCCAGUCAAAUCAACAGGCCUGGACAAAACGUGGGAUUUUCUGCGAGACACAAUUCUCACGUACAGCUACCCAGAUGAGAGUGCAGCGGAGUCCAGACCUCCGACGGCAGCUUCAUCUGUUCUGAAGGACUGUGGUCUGAAUGAAGCAAACAGCCAAGGGAAGCUUCCUGACAAUUUGGUGUGUGCUGGCUUUUACCCUUUCAGUACACAGAAAAUGUCUUCAGAAUUUGGACAAAUGGCUAAAUCUUCUGCAGUUUUGCGUCAGUAUGGUCUGUCCUUAAUGUACAGCCAUGUUGUUUUAUUGACCAGAACUAGAGAUUGUCCACUGGAACCACCCCCAAAACCUCCUCCAGUGCCCCGCUGGAAACUGAUCCGUCCUCGCAAAGAGAUUGUGAUUUCAGAUGAACCUCAACAGUUCUCUUUGUCGGAACCAGAAUUGUUCAUUGAAGUUGCCAGUCUGUUCCUGCAGUUCGGCAUCAAGAGCAGCCCUCUGCCAGAAAUGCACAGAAGACAGGGCCAGAGUGCUCAGGGCAGGCGCUCCUAUGAAGCUCCUCUGGUGUCCAUCGCUGAGAGCGAGGAGGCUGGGUGCAGAGGCAAAGGCCCUGAGCUUUAUGCGACUGAAUGCUCCACUAACUCUCUAAACAACACAGCCAAAACAGAGGUCAUUGCAGAACAUAAGAAUAAGGACAAUGAAGACAUCUCCAAUGCUCGUCUAAGGUCUGCCAAGGAGCAACCACGAACCUCUCAGGAACCAUGUGCUCCUGUCAAACCUGUCCUGCAUGAGACCUGGGUGGAACUAGAAGACUUUGCAUCAUGUUUUCAGAAUCUGAUUGUGUUUCAUAAACCACAAAUUUACCCACACCAUUUCCACACAUGUCACUUCCUGACCUCUGUGUUGCCCAAAUCGUUUUUACAGUCUGAGUCUUGUGCAGCAGCUGGCCCUGAGUGUGUGGAUGUGAGGGGCAUUCACUACCUGUGCAUGGACAAUCUGCAAUCCUCUCAGAUCUUCAUCAGCCUCUCAGCUCUCCUCCUCUGGACUAACUCAGCAGAGGGCAGGAAAGGAGCACAUUUCAGUGCUGCAGUGCUAAUGGUCCAGCCAUACUCAUGGAAGAAUCUGCAGUGUAAGCUCCCAAUUCUCACUAUCAAGACUUCCUGCACCAAAGCAGCCAAGCUUCACUUACCCCCGGGGAGACAUGUACUGCGUAUUUACACAACAUCAGCACUGGGUUAUAGCAUACGGCUUUUCAGUGAGACCCCUUUCGUAAUUGGGGAUGAAGAUGCCAUAAUGUCAAAAAUGACCAAGAGCAGUCUUCACUUCACCGCGCUGGCUUCAUCCAUCCUCAUGGCCUUUUCCAAGGUGGUGGCAUCCUUCUGUGAUGUAGAUGAGUGCCCUGCUGCCAGGAGAGCCCUGCUCAAGACCUACUGCCCCCAAAACGUCAACGCAAUGAAGAAUUGGGAACUCUGCAUGGUCUUUAACUCUGCGGUCUACAAUAUGUUUUCUGAAGCUCUUGGGAGGAGGCUAACUGCUGAUGAGCAACUUGCACUUCAAGCUCUCACUUUGGACACAUCUUUUCUGGCCAAUGAACCACAAUCAGACAGGGGUCUACUUUCAACAAGCUUGAAAAACUGGAGAGACAGAGAACCAGCAGAAGAGGAGGAGAAAGCAGCUGCCAUUAUUCAGGCUGGAGUCAAGGGGCAUUUAACCAGAAAGAUUUUUAAAGCUGCCAAACCAGGCACACCGGAGAACGCCCGAGCAGCUCAGAUCCUGUCCGACAUGUGGCCAAAGGUAGAAUCUGAUGCAGAGAAACACACUGCCCGUCUGCUGAGGUAUAUUAUUGAGAACUCUGGGAAAGAUGCUGAACUAUAUCCCUGUCAAAAGGACAACUGGGCUAAUAUAAGUUAUGCUGAUUAUUCUACUCAGAUCCAAGACACCAGCAGUUCCUGGUUUAUAGUCUUUAGAGAGGUGUUCCUUGUGUCCAAUGAAAUACUUCUAGUACCAAAGGUCUCCUCACAGCUUUCUUCCUGUGUGCUGCAUGUCAUAAAUAAUGACACUGGAGAGGAGCUCAACACUGUUUUUAACAACGUUGUUCCUUAUGUUUAUCAUCCCAAUCAGCUUGGUUAUACCUUUUUAGCAGAGGCUGUUUCUGAAUCCUCUACAACUAACCCCACAUGGAGAAUGCGCCUCAUCGGUUCAAAUGAGUCCCUCCCAAAGCCAGCGAAUGAGAAAUCAGUGAAUAAGUUUACUCUAAAGGACUUCAAAGAUUAUUACAUUCCAAACAAAUAUAAUAUUAUAUGUCGCCAUAUUGUGGAAGUUACCACAAAUGUGUUGAGUACUAUUCAGUUUGAAACCUCCAAGUCUGACGUUAUGAUCCGAGUCUCAAUUCUGGACCAUGAAAAAGACGUCACCAGCCGCACAGGGAUGGGGCAUGUUAUGAUUCCUGUCUUCUUCUUUUUAGCCAAUGUUGAUGAGAAAAACCAGGACAAGCCGGGUGGCCCCAAACAAAGACACCAAGUGGACAAUGUGCAGCCUCCCACAGAGACCACGAGCCAUAAAUACGUGGUGCAAGCUGAGGUGCUAUAUGAGGGCUGGGACCUGGAUGAGUCUCAACUGGAUUUUGUCCACACACUCCAGGAUCUAGAGAAGAGCGACUUGAGAGUGAAUCCAUCUGCUGACACACCGACGCCUCUCACUGAACAGCCAAAACCUGAAACACCUAAACCCAAAGAGAGAGGGAAGGGAAAGGGAAGCUCCAAGAUCCAGGAACCUACUAUAGACCAGUCCAAAGCACACUGGACACUGCGUUUGGUCACUGACAAAGCUGAAGACAUGAAGGUGAGGAAGGACACUGAGAGAAGAGAUGAGAUUAAAGCCCUGAAAAGAGCUUGGGAGACGGCCGAACCGGGACGUGCUGCCAAGGCUUUGCAGCUUCGGCUCAAGUUUCUCAAACAAUUCAAGGAAAAUACAGAGAAUACAGAGAAUAAGGAUCCUGCUGCCUCAAAAUCCAACGAGAAAGUGUCCUCAAGCUCCAGCCCAUUUGUUCCCAUGGACUUUACGCCCUUUAUCAGGCAGGAGAAGGAUGAGCCGUCAUUGUACAGUGCCCAGAUUGAGGAGUUACAGAUGAGUGAGUGCAUGGAGAAAAUUCAGUCUUAUCGCUUGGUACGAGAAAAUGUUCUGGAGCUUCGCAAAAAGGAAGAAAUCCACAGAGAGAAGCUCAAGAUACAUCAACGGGACAUGUAUGACAAUAUGCAGGCAAACUUGUGGGUGAGCCGUAGGAAGUUGAUGGAAGUGUCUGCUGUGUAUAAUGUCUCUACUGCAUUGGACAAAGAGGAAUUGGAGAAACAAGCCGUGGUGGAGGAUGAGCAGAACGCAUCCUCCCAGCAGCCAGCCAAACCUGCCAAGAACACUGGCAAGAAGAAGUGAUGGACACUGGCCCUGACUCUGCAGCAUUUCUCACUUCAGACACCUUUAUUAAGUGUGACGAGACUCAAUCACACCUCUGCAGUUUGUAUGUGAAGGAUUGCCUAGCACUGCUCCUGACCUGUGCAGAUGCUUAAUAAAAUGCAUACUAUAAAAACUCUAUGCUGUUAU
Periophthalmus magnuspinnatus is the source of this 4386-nucleotide messenger RNA. RefSeq names its product androglobin (gene adgb). The record is from RefSeq and is a predicted model, not a curated record. Gene Ontology annotation, molecular function: calcium-dependent cysteine-type endopeptidase activity; protein binding. Gene Ontology annotation, biological process: proteolysis. Bases 1 to 4218 code for a protein of 1405 amino acids. The transcript is spliced from 35 exons. NCBI's taxonomy places the organism in Eukaryota, Metazoa, Chordata, Actinopteri, Gobiiformes, Gobiidae.